GUCCAGAUGCCUUUGGACACCCUUGUUGGGAGGGAGAGAAGGAAGCUGGGAAGGGGGCCAGGCCGGGCAAGACGCGAGGCUGGCCGUUUGCUUGGUCACCCUGCGCACCUGCGGCCCGGCCUGCGGAUCGCGUUCAAGGGAGACACAUCCCUGACCCGGACUCCAGCCCAGGUGUGGCCGCGGUCUCAAGGCUGCUCGGCGUGGAAGCUGCCAGCGCCUGGCACGGACCUGCAGUGGAGCAGCUGCAGAGCCGCCCUUUGUCUGGGUGUCGCAUCGGACUGUGAUGGGCAGUGUUAAGAAAAAUGGGAAUUGCCACAGAUUAUGGAACGCUAAGUGGUUUUAUUCCCGGAAUAAAGAGGGAGUCAUACGACGAUGCCGAUUUGAAAAAAUGAUUUCCUAUGUGCAGAUUUUUCCAUCAGACAGCUUGAUUAUAACAGUUGUGGCUGUUUGCGUUUUAAGUUGCUUAGGAUUCAGUGUCAGGCUUCAUGCCUCUCUAUUUGAGAUCAGAACUAGAAUAUUAUUAGAUCACUGAGAUUCCUGAAUUUUUGUCCAGUGAAGGAAAACUAGACGCUGUGUUUACUUGGACUAGUAAAUCAGUAUAACAUUUCAUAAUGUCUGGCAAACUGCUUCAUUUUUCUGCACCACGGUUUUGUCAUCGGUGUUUCCUGGAAGUAUUCCUGUCAGCGGUAACAGUUAUGCGGUGGUGAAAGAAUGGGGAAGCAUCUGAGUUCCUAAGUAUACUUUAUGGGAAUGAAAAAAAUGUUUUUGUGAACUGAAAAUACAAUUAAAAACAAAAGUUUUUUUUUUUUUUUUUAACUUUAAGGCAUCAUUAGCUUCGUGGUCAAAUCAAAACAGUGGGCAUCAUCACCUGUGUGGAAGGGCGGGGAAUUUUAAUGUGAAAAUGGUCCCUGCUUUUGUUUCUGCUUGGGAAAUACAGGAGUCAUGCAAUAUAGAACUGCCAUGUGCACUGUACUUCACACACCAGUGAGAAUGAACAGCAGUGAGAAAUAGGCCAGAGAGUUAAAAUGACUGAAAGAAUUAAGUGGCUUCUCCUGUAUCCCCUUAUUUGUCAGUGUAUUUUUUUUUUAUAAUUUUUAUUGUGCUUUAAGUGAAAGUUUACAAAUCAAGUCAGUCUCUCACACAAAAACCCAUACACACCUUGCUACACACUCCCAAUUACUCUCCCCUAAUGAGACAGCCUGCUCUCUCCCUCCACUCUCUCUUUUCGUGUCCAUUUCGCCAGCUUCUAACCCCCUCCACCCUCUCAUCUCCCCUCCAGGCAGGAGAUGCCAACAUAGUCUCAAGUGUCCACCUGAUCCAAGAAGCUCACUCCUCACCAGCAUCCCUCUCCAACCCAUUGUCCAGCCCAAUCCCUGUCUGAAGAGUUGGCUUCAGGAAUGGUUCCUGUCCUGGGCCAACAGAAGCUACAAAAGACCCCACAGCAGUAGAGAGAGCGAACUUACUAAACAUGGCUAAACUGAGUAUCAAAGGACUCAUUGAAUCUGCUCUCAGCUUUGGCCGUACUUUGGAUUCCGACUACCCCCCCUUGCAGCAGUUCUUUGUUGUUAUGGAACAUUGUCUGAAACACGGUCUUAAAGUAAGAAAAUCAUUUUUGAGUUAUAACAAAACUAUCUGGGGUCCUUUGGAACUGGUGGAGAAGCUGUACCCAGAAGCAGAGGAAAUAGGAGCCAGUGUCCGGGAUUUACCAGGUCUUAAGACGCCUCUGGGUCGUGCACGGGCCUGGCUUCGAUUGGCACUCAUGCAAAAAAAAAUGGCUGAUUAUCUGCGUUGCUUAAUAAUUCAGAGGGAUCUCUUGAGUGAAUUCUAUGAGUAUCAUGCACUAAUGAUGGAAGAAGAAGGAGCAGUAAUUGUUGGGCUGCUGGUUGGCCUGAAUGUGAUAGAUGCUAAUCUGUGUGUAAAGGGAGAGGAUUUAGAUUCACAAGUUGGAGUGAUUGAUUUUUCCAUGUAUUUAAAGAAUGAAGAAGAUAUUGGAAAUAAAGAAAGAAAUGUUCAAAUUGCUGCCAUAUUAGACCAGAAAAAUUAUGUUGAAGAGUUAAAUCGACAGCUGAACAACACAGUCAGCAGCCUCCAUUCAAGAGUCGAUUCAUUAGAAAAGUCAAAUACUAAGCUCAUUGAAGAGUUAGCAAUAGCAAAGAAUAAUAUCAUUAAGCUCCAAGAAGAAAAUCAUCAAUUGCGAAGUGAAAAUAAAUUGAUUUUAAUGAAAACGCAGCAGCAUCUAGAGGUUACCAAAGUGGACGUGGAAACGGAACUUCAAACAUAUAAGCAUUCUCGUCAGGGACUGGAUGAAAUGUACACUGAAGCCAGAAGGCAGCUUCGAGAUGAAUCACAGUUACGACAGGAUGUGGAGAAUGAGCUAACAGUACAAGUUAGUAUGAAAAAAGAAAUUGAACUUGCCGUGAAGUUGUUGGAGAAAGACAUCCACGAGAAACAAGAUACUCUGAUAGGUCUUCGACAACAACUGGAGGAAGUUAAAGCAAUUAACAUAGAGAUGUAUCAAAAGUUGCAGGGCUCUGAAGAUGGCUUGAAAGAAAAAAAUGAAAUAAUUGCCCGACUAGAAGAAAAAACCAGUAACAUUACUGCAGCCAUGAGGCAGCUGGAACAAAGAUUGCAGCAAGCAGAGAAGGCACAAAUGGAAGCUGAAGAUGAGGACGAGAAAUAUCUACAAGAAUGUCUGAGUAAAUCCGACAGUCUGCAGAAACAAAUCUCCCAAAAGGAGAAACAGCUGGUUCAACUGGAAACUGAUGUGAAGAUUGAAAAGGAGUGGAGGCAGACUUUGCAGGAAGAUCUUCAAAAGGAGAAGGAUGCCUUAUGUCAUCUCAGAAAUGAGACCCAACAAAUCAUUAUUCUGAAAAAAAAAUCCCUUAACCUCCAGGAUGAAAAUCAGCAGUUGAAGAAAGUAUGUCAUGAUCAAGAGCAAGCGCUUCAAGAACUUGGCAACAAGCUUAGCGAAUCAAAACUUAAAAUAGAAGAUAUAAAAGAAGCCAACAAAGCAUUACAGGGACUAGUUUGGUUAAAAGACAAAGAAGCAACACACUGCAAACUUUGUGAAAAGGAAUUCUCACUCUCCAAGAGAAAGCACCACUGUAGAAACUGUGGGGAAAUUUUCUGUAAUGCCUGCUCUGACAACGAACUGCCUCUGCCGUCUUCACCAAAGCCGGUACGGGUCUGUGACUCCUGUCACGCGUUGCUGAUUCAGAGAUGCUCAUCUAACUUGCCAUAGACUACAGGACUAAAUCCUUAUGUAUGGAAUGAAGUAUGCACGAUUGUUAUGUAUGGACAUGUACACCACAAAGUAUCCUGACAGCCCUUCUUAAGCAGCUUUCAGUCGUUUAUCUUCUACAUAUCCAAACUCAUGGGAAUUAGAAAUUGUUUAAUUUGGUAUUUCCUACCUUAUUUAAAACAUUUUUUAAUAGGGCAUGCUUUAAAAUAACUUUAGCUUAAUUCCUAAUUGACGUAGUAAUCAUGGAACCCUUAAGUCCACUGGAAGGCCAGCUAGCAUAGCUAACACUCAAUUGCCUUAUCUUGUAAAGGCCUUCUUAAAGGCUUCAGAUUGCUUUAUUCUUCCAGACUGUCAAGUUGAUACUAAUUUGGUGCCUGUUAAUUCUCAAUGCACUUUAAAGCUUCAUGGUUCUCAGAAAGAUUAGAAAUGUAUAGAUCUUUCUAGAAGUAUUAAUAUUCCAACAGUUUUCAUCAGCUUGGUAAAAUUUCAGCUGUAUUUAUUGGCCCUGGUCCCUUCCCCUCCUUUAUUCCUUUUGCAUUAGAAGACAUCCUUUUGGUCUUUCUCCUUUUCAAAUUACUGUUGUGCUUGCUGAUAACUUUCAGAUCCAGUGGGCAUUGGUAUUUCACCUCAAUUUCUUGCUUCUAAUAUUCAAAGAAAGUUCCACAUAACCAUCACCCUCUUUAAACCUUGUUACUUGCAGACCUUUCUGUAUACUACCAGUGCCGUUAAAUUUUGAGGGGAGUCUCAGACACCAUUUGAGAAGAAUAAAAGCAUAAACCCUUCCCCAGAAACAAGUGUAUAACAGUGGGAUUAUAGACUCCUGAUAAAGUCUAAGCAUUAAAAAAAAAAAAAAAAAAAAAAAAAAAAA
Messenger RNA from Loxodonta africana (African savanna elephant), 4109 nucleotides. RefSeq names its product RUN and FYVE domain containing 2 (gene RUFY2). Bases 1469 to 3241 code for a protein of 590 amino acids. The transcript has 18 exons. NCBI's taxonomy places the organism in Eukaryota, Metazoa, Chordata, Mammalia, Proboscidea, Elephantidae. Gene Ontology annotation, cellular component: cytoplasm. The record is from RefSeq and is a predicted model, not a curated record. Gene Ontology annotation, molecular function: metal ion binding.